AUUUUCAUAAAAAAAUAAAAUAAAAAGUUAAUUCCAAAUGUAGGUAGUAUCUUAGGUUUCAAAAAAAUAAAAUACCGGAGUAAAAAAGAAAUGAAUACUCCGUAUAAAAGGACAAAUAUCACCCUCUCCGGGACCGGGCGGUCACAUGCGAUAAAUUCUCCCCACAUUUGUAGGAAGCCGAAAUUUCCCAUGGCUUCUUUUACCGCGUUCUGGCUAGCACUCACGCUCGUCUUCUGCAACUCCCUUUUCGCCGCCGCCGCCCACGGCGAAUCUCAGUCACUUUUGUUUCCUCUGGCCGGGGUUCGCAAGACGCGCGGGCCUUCUCCUUCUUCAACAGGGAAGACGGUGGCGGCGUUCCGGCAGUCUCUGAGGGGUUCUGAAUAUUCGGGCAAUUACAGCUCGACAUUUAAGUACACGUAUGCUCUCAUCCUUUCCCUCCCCAUAGGGACGCCGCCGCAGAACCAAAGCAUGGUUCUUGACACCGGCAGCCAGCUGUCGUGGAUUGACUGCAACCGGACGAUGCAGACUCGGACGAACGAGUCGACUCGUCGUCGCCCCAACCCUCCCCGUCCUUUUGUCCCCUCCAUGUCCUCUUCUUUCUUCCCCAUUUCUUGCAGCAAGGACAACAACACCUGCACGCCCCGAAUUCCGAGUUCCACCCUGUUCACAUCCUGCGAGGGGAAAGGCGGCCCCUGCCGCUACAGCCUUUUCUACGCGGACGGAACGCCGGGCGAGGGCAGUUUGGUCAACGAGGUUUUCUCCCUCUCCAAAUCGCAGCCCCCCAACAACCCCCUCGUCACCAUUGGGUGUGCCGAUAAUCUGAAAAACGCGGAGGGCAUUUUGGGGAUGAACCAAGACAAUCUCUCCUUCCCUUCCCAAACGGGAGAGCGCAUUUUCUCCUACUGCGUUCCGCUCCGGCGCGAUCUCGCCGGGAAAAAUCACGACGGCGCGUUCAUUCUGGGCCCCAACCUGAGCGCGUCCAAUUUCAGUUACACAUAUCUGUUGAAUUUCACGGAGUCCCAGAAGACCUUGCCCAGCCUCGAUGAAUUCGCCUACACCGUCAACAUGACCGGGAUCAGAAUCGCCGGAACUCUCCUGAAAAUCAACCCAACCGCAUUCGUCCCGGACCAUACCGGGAGCGGCCAGACGAUGAUCGACUCCGGGACGGAGUACACGUAUCUGGUCGCCGACGCGUACAACACGGUCGCGAGCGAAGUCAGCAGUCGGGUCCGGGGCAAAUUGAAGUCCGCAAAAACGACGAUCGGCGGCCUGGAGAUGUGCUUCAACGGGAGCCCGAGGGAGAUCGGACGGGUGGUCGGCAACAUGACGUUGGCAUUCGAUACCGGCGCCGAGAUCCUGAUCCCGGAGGAGAGGAUGGCGGACGAGGUCGAGAAAGGCAUAUCCUGCUUGGGGAUCGGAUCGUCGGAGAUGCUAAAUGUCGCGAGCAACAUCAUCGGAAACUUCCACCAGCAAAACCUCUGGGUGGAAUUUGACUUGACCAAAUACCGAGUGGGCUUCGGCCCAGAAAAUUGUAGCCGCGUUCUGUAGAAUUUCCUUCCAGAACCUAUCAUUUGCUAUUCGUGUUGUAUACAUAUCAAGACAGACAGGCCUAAACUAGAUUUUUCCCUACCAAUCUUGACUCAUAGACGGCAAAGGAAACGCCCACAAGUGCUCCGGCGAGGCAGUACCUGGACGAAAAAAAUAGAAAAAGCCUCAAAAUUGGAGUGAAUACAAAAUUUGAAAAAAAAUAAUAAUAAAGCUUUGAUCAAUGACUUCUCCAUCGAUCAAUCUUUCAGAUCUAUCGCCCUAAGGAGAGAGGGAGGACACCAUCGCCGAUGAAUCCAUCAGAUCUACUACAUUAGAGCUCACAUUACAGAGAUGGAAGACAUCAUCGUCCAUGAAUUCAUUAGAUCUGUUGCAUUGAAUCAGAGGGAAGGAGAGCAUCGUCUUUGAGAAUUUUCAUAGUUGGAACAUGUUGGAGGGGUGGGAACGAUGUUGGGAUCCGGCGAGGAAACUAUGUCCGAUGACAAAAUGAUGUUGCGCUCCGGCAAAGAAGUGGUGUCGAAAAAAAUGAUUCCGGAAAGAAAUACACUUAUGACCU
This is a messenger RNA of Cuscuta campestris, 2101 nucleotides long. The record is from the annotation of a GenBank genome assembly. Lineage: Eukaryota; Viridiplantae; Streptophyta; Magnoliopsida; Solanales; Convolvulaceae.